AAAAUAUGUCCAGUCAUUUGAAGAAGGACCAUGUAUAGAAAGACAUUUAUUAGAUUUGUUUCGUUAGUUUUCUUUACAUUCCAACAUGAUCUUGCUAAGGAUCUGUGCAUUCCACCCAGUGGUGACCGUUACAUAAGUAAGCGACUGCCAGUAGUACCAUUUACAGUGUUAUUCAAUGUUGGUAUAUAUUCGUGUUUCAAACAAUGUGAAGCGUAUGCAAUUUGUCUGUCCAUCAAUUUCAACCGUAUACAGUUUAUGUGCGAAUUGAACAGUCAAAAGAGAAACGAAACCUUAUAUUUAGUAGAUGAUGGGAAUUUUAUCUACAAGGAAAUACCAGACAUUUUUGACUAUCGAGAUAAAAGAUGUGGGAAUCUUCAUUGCAACCACUUCUCCAAAUGUGUGCGCACAAAAUUUAAGAAAUAUGUCUGCCUAGCUAUAGGUUGUGAUGACUCCGUUCCAGUUUUGGGAAACGGAGCGAUUGUAAAACAGACGUUUUCUCCUCCGCUAGUGACUUUCGAAUGUGACCGUGAUUACACUGGUGUCGGCACCAAUAAUACAAUUUCUUGUGUGCCUGGGGGGAAAUGGCCAAUAUUGUCAUAUCGAUGUGAAUAUUCAGGUCAAACAGGUCUACUACGCUUAGAAAAUGGAAAUUCAACACAUGAAGGCAGAGUUGAAAUCUACAUCAACGGUCAAUGGGGAACUGUUUGCGACGACCUCUGGACAGAUACUGAAGCAUCAGUCGUGUGUAAAAUGCUAGGAUAUACAGGGCUGUCAACAUCCAGAUCGGAGGCUUACUUUGGAAAAGGUACCGGUCCUAUUUGGUUAGAUAAUGUGAAGUGUUCAGGAUCGGAGCAUCUUCUUCUUGAGUGUAACCAUAAUACAAUAGGAAGCCACAACUGUGGCCAUCUUGAGGACGCGGGUGUUACAUGCAAAUAACGGCGUUUUUCUAAAAUGACAGGACAUGGUUUUUAUUGUCGUUGUGGAAUUUAAAUGUUUAUAAUCCUGUACCCUUACAUUAGAAUGAACUAUCAACAUAACCCUGCUGUGUAUUACUGUAUUAUAUCAAAUCAUCCAUUAUGUUGUGGACUAGAAUCGCUGUAUUCCCAUAACAAAUUAUUCCGUUCAAAUCGUGAACUGUAACUUGGCAUAGUUUAAUUCAAUUUCUUCCACAUUGCUUCAACUUUGAUUUUGAAUAAAUGAUAUAAUGAAACUUUGAUUUAGACAAGCAAACCCCUUCCAUCUGUCUGUAUAUACAGUACAUACAAAGAUAUCCGAAAUAGUCUAAAAUGAAGAAUUUGAAUCAAAGCCAAAACAUUCCUUCUCCUCUUCGCAAAGAUAUUUCCGCUCCCGAUUCAAAUCGUUCGUUCUCCAUCUUCAAGCGGUCUGCAUCCUUUAAGAACUGUUCCAUUCUCCAUGGCAAGCAGUACAUUCAAACCAUUUAGGGUUUGUUCUUCAAUAAAAAUCCUUCGUUCCCAAACCGUUCAUCGGUCGUUCACCGUGCAACCACUGUGGUAUUCGGCUUCAGAGCAUGCAUGUAUAUACUUGUAUGUGUGUUUGUAUGUAUGUAUGUGUGUAUGCAUGUAUGUAUGUGUGUAUGUAUGUAUGUGUGUAUGUGUUAUGUAUAUGUAUAUGUGUGAUAUUGGUAGGAUUGGUUAAAUAUAUAUUGUUAAUCGAAUGGUGACUGUAUUAUCAGCCAUAAUACUAUCCAUCUCAUUGCGAUCCAGCCUCAUCUUCCAACUCCUACCAAAUGCACCAACAUAGUGAAGUUGAAGUAUGUUGUAGUAACAUGCAUAUGUUCCGUAUGGGUUGUCCCAUGGUUUAAAAAUGAAUAAAUAUAAAUAAAUAAGGAACAUCGUGUACCAACACGUUUGAUGACUGUGGUACUGUCUUUUGAUGGCCGGACACAUACAUGUGGCCAUAUGUAAUAAAUCAUAAUGAAAUAAAGAAGUAACUUAUAUUUAUUCAAACUAAAUAAAAAGUAAAAUAAUUAAUAAAAUAAAUCAUAUUUUUUAUUUAUUUGAUAAUUUUCAAUAAUAAAUUUUAUUUAAUUUAUCAAAUAAAUAAAUCAAAAUUAAAAAAAAUGAUAAGUAAAUUAAAAUUAAAUAUUAAAAAUAUUUUUUAUUUAUUUGGAGUUUAAUAGAAGGUAAUAAUUAGUAAUAUUAGUAACAGGUAAUAGUGAAAGUGAUGUAGGUAUGUAUAUACAUGUGAAAUAACUAAAAUAUAUAGAGAAGAAAAUUAGGGUAGGGUCGCCAAAGAAAAUUUUGAUAAUAGAGUGUCACUAGUUAUUACAUGUAGUUAUUAAUUAUAAAUUGUGCCAGACAAGAAUUUUGAGGUCGUCGUGAGGCAAUAGUUUUGAGGUCAUCGUCAGGUGCUACACCUCAGACCCUGUACCAUGUUUCUGUAGCUAGAUCCAGCUCGUAGCACGACAUGGCUCCAUAAUUCUUAUUCGAUAGUAGGUAUUAUGUGUAUAAAACUGAAGAUGCAUAAUGUAAUAUGUGGUGAGUUAGUACGUAUGUAUGUAUGUGUGAAUGUAUGUAUCUAUGUAUGUAUAUAUGUAUGUGUGUAUGUACGUAUGUAUGUAUGCAUGUGUUAUGUAUAUAUGUAUGUAUGUAAGUGCAUGUAAGUAUGUAUAUAUACAUGUUAGUAUGUAUGUAUGCAUAAUCAUGUAUGUAUAUAUGUGUAUAUAUGCAUGUAUAUAUGUAUGUGUGUAUGUAUAUAUGUAUGUAUGCAUGCAUGUGUGUAGAUGUGUAUGUAUGUAAUUAUGUAUGUAUGUAUUAUAUGUGUGUAUGUUUGUAUGUAUAUAGGUGUGUAUGUAUAUAAUUGUGUAUGUAUAUAUGUAUAUAGGUAUGUUUGUAUAUAGGUAUGUACGGACCCUGAAGCGUACUACUACACCACUUACACGGAACGGUACGAAACGAUCCUUGCACGGAACGGUGAACGGUUUGCACGAAACGAUGAACAAUCUGCAUGGAUCGGUGAACGGUUUGCACGAAACGCUGAACGGUCUGCACGGAACGGUGAACGGUUUGCACGAAACGCUUUGCAUGAAACGCUGACCACUUAGUAGGCGGGGCUUGCACGUUUUGGAACGACAUGCACGAAACGGUAGGGGUGGCCUGCAUCCUGUGAUUUUUUCGGUAAUAUUUGGUUCAGAUAGUUUCAAUAUAAUUGCAGUAUUCUAGAUACUAAAAAAGGUUGAAAAGGAAAUGAUAAUGAUUAAUUUUAUAAUGAUUGCUCAUGUACGACGCGGUAAUUUUCAGUUUUGCUUAUUAGAUCAAUGACUUAUGAACACGUUAGAAUGAAAACAAAUUAUUUUUUUUUUAAUUUCGGAAAGAAAGAAAAAUAUGCAAAAAUCAUAUCGUCACGGAAUAUUGAUUAAUCAAAUUGUAUUGAUUCAUUGCUCUAUUAAAUUAAUUGAAACUGAAUAUGAAAUGGUCGCGUCUGUUUCGCUAUUUUUGUACAUUCAUUCUGAGUGUCGUUAAAUUACAUUUGCAAUUUGCAUAUUCCAGGCCUCUUCCCAAAGACAGAUGUUGAAUAAACCUAUACAUUUUAUAUACGUGACUGUGUACGUGUAUGAAAACAGAUAAACUGAUUUAAAGAAACUUCUCGUCAGGAAAGAUUGAACUAUUUUGGGCGGGGAGAGGGUUGUGAAGGUUCUGCACGAAACGCUAGGCAUGACCUGCACGCUUUGUUUUUUUUCCGGCAUUAUUUGUUACAGCCUGGGGUUAGUUUAAACAAGGAAUAGUUUAAUGACUUACGAACACAUUGGAAUAAAAGGAAAUGAAUAUUUUUUAACUUCAGAGAUAAAGAAAAAACAUGCAUACAUUGUAUCGUCAUGAAAUAUUUAUUAUUCAACUUUAUUUAUUCAUUUCGUCUGUAUCGCUAUUUUUGUACAUUCAAUCUGAAUGCCGUUAAAACGUGUGUGCAAUUUCUAUAUUCUAGGCCUCUUCUCAAAGACAGAUCUUGAAUAAACCUAUACAUUGUUACAUACGUGUAUGACAACAGAUAAAAUUAUUUUUAAAAUUCUCGUAAGACUGGAACAUAUUCCCGAGCGGGGUGCAUCUAGAUAUAGAAUUAGCCAGUCGAUAAGAACCUGUCAUGAAGAUACAAAACCAAAAGAAACAAUCAAAACAUGAUUGAAAUAAACUGCGAAAUAAAUCAUAUAAAUGAAUAGAUUAAAUGAAUAAUGCGAUAUGCGAGCGGAUCUAAUAUCCAAUUUUAAUUAGAUUCUUCAUUUGCCCCGAUUUUAAACCUAUAGAAAACUGCAUUCAAUUUUGAGAGACAAAAGAUAUAAACACCUCUUUUGUCAUAUUUCAGUUGCCCCCGCCGAUUUUCACCUUCUGUACGAAUGUUAAUUUCAAAUACCCGGAUUAGCUUAUAUCUAUUGUGGUAAAAAAAAGGAGAGGGGGGGGGCGCUUGGAAUUUGCGUAGAAUAUACAUGUUAUUCACAGGUCGGUCUUUGUAUUAUGCAGACAGUUCCGAUAAACGAUUUUGAUGAAAAUAUGUUUUAUCUAAAAAGAGAAACUUGAUCAUAUAAAUGUAACAAGACAAAUAAAUUAUUCCUACAUACAAAAAAAAUAUAAAUAAAAAGAAAAAACAAGUGCAGAGCUAUCACAUGUCUCUGCACUUGCUAGAAACUACCAAGGGUAAGGAAGUGGUAUUGUAUUUUCUUAUAGACAUUUUGAAAUAAUUGGUCAAAUUCCGAACAAUGUUUACCUGUUCUACAUCCCAUGCCGAAAUGACUUGUACGGUCUGUACGUUUCUAAGGGCGUGGUUUGAACGAUCUACACGAUUAUAUGGGCGUGGCUUGAUCAUGCACAGAACGAUUCUUGCACAGAACGAUUUGCACGAAACGCUGAACGGUCUGCAAGAAACGCUGAACGGUUUGCACGGAACGGUGAACGUUUUGCAUGAAACACUGAACGGUAUGUACGGAACGGUGAACGGUUUGUACGGAACGGUGAACGGUUUGCACGGAACGAAACGAAACGCUUUGGAGGUGUAGUAGCACGCUUCAGGGUCAGUACAUGUGUGUAUGUUCAUCGCUUCAUGUAGCAUUUGAUAUAUUGACUAUGUUUCUUCUGGUCUUUGUGCUUAAGUCAUGAUAGUGGUCUGCAUUCAUUUUUAUGUCAUUCAUUGAUAUUCUUGUUUCUAUAAAAUAUUUCCUCGCCCUGAAGAAUAGACAGUUUAUACAUACAAAUAUAUUGAUGGGCGGAUGUUGGUCGUUAUCGUAAGAUGUUUCAGGGAGAGAUUGUUUUUAGUUUUACAAACCUAUUACAAAUUCAUUGUAAAUAUUACUCUACAAUAAACUGUAUUGAAAUCAGA
Ostrea edulis (European flat oyster) is the source of this 5325-nucleotide messenger RNA. Its product is annotated as scavenger receptor cysteine-rich domain superfamily protein-like. The transcript has 5 exons. Bases 31 to 936 code for a protein of 301 amino acids. The record is from RefSeq and is a predicted model, not a curated record. Gene Ontology annotation, cellular component: membrane. NCBI's taxonomy places the organism in Eukaryota, Metazoa, Mollusca, Bivalvia, Ostreida, Ostreidae.